AACAAUAAAAUAAAAAAAUAGGGAGAUCCUACGCAAUUAUACAAAAGUUGAGGGAAUAUUAUGAAAAUAAAUAAAAAAAAAGUUAAAGGAGAAUAAUAAUUAUUAAAGAUUUUCUCUUUUCUUUUAUAUUAUUACCUUUAUUAACAGUUAAAACACACCCCUAAUCAUUCAACCCCACUCACUUCUCUACUAACCCUUUUAUUUUAUUCUAUUUUAUUUAAUUAAAUAAAAAAAAAACAGAGAGAGAAGGAAGAAGAAGGAAGGGGUCCCUUUGGGUUGAGCUUCGUGGUACUACCAACCAAACCAACCGCCAUUUUCUUCAGCUUCAAGCUUCCUUUUCAAUUGGUAAGCAACUAUGUCCCAUUGUACUCAUUGCUAGAAAGAAAAAAGAAGAAAGAGAAAGAGAAAGAGAGAUAAAUAGGGAGAUAAUGGAUGAUGAUAUUGGUAGUAAGAGAAGAGUUGGAACUAGGAGUAGUGUUGGUGUGGUUUCAGGUUCUGUUUGGGAGAGUAGGAUGAAGCAUGAUGAGGUUAGAGGUGGGAUUAAGGUCUUCAUUGCUGGUGAGGAAGGUUUUGAAGAUCAGUCUAAUGGGAAUACUCCUUCAUCACCAUCAGUAUCAGUAUCAUCACCGUCUGGGAAUAAGUUGAGGAAAGGUGUUGGAAAUGGCAAUGUCGGUGGUGUUGGUGGUGGGAAGAGGAAGAUGUGGAAAUCGGAGAAUUUUGAUGGUUUUGAGAGGAGUCCGAUUCAGAAUAACAAAGGGAAGAGUGAUGAACAACAGGUUAAGGAGGUUAGUGGGGAUGGAGCAAUCAAGAGGAGUCCGAUUCAGGGGAGGAGGCUUAGAUCUGAGGGGAAUGUUGGUAAUAAGGAAUUGGUGAAGAGUCCAAUUGGGAUGAGGAAGACGAGGUCUGAAUCGUUGAGGGAAGCUAGGGAAUCCGGCGAGGGAAUUGAGAGGAAUUCGGUGCCUGCGGCUCCGUUGAGGAAGGCCAAAUCGGUUUCGGUUUCGGUUCCGGCGAGGGCCAGUGUUGGUGGUGGUGAGUCUGUGAAUGGAAUUGGAUUGGUGAAGGUGAAGAGUGAGACAAAUGAGGUGUUGGAUGAAUCAAUGGAUGGGUCUGUUGAGGAAAUUGAGAAAAGCCCAAUUGAGAAUGUGAAAUCUGGAUCUGAUGAAGGUUGUAAGGAGUUUGGUGUGUGCGAAGAAAAAGUCAUUUCUAGCAAUGUGCAAUUACUGAAAUCUGCUCCAAAAUGUGAUGAUGAACACGAGGAGGAGCAAGAUGAGGAGGAGCAUUAUGGUGAUGAAUUUGUUGAAGGAGAAGAGGAAAUUGAGGUUGAGAAGAAAAGUGUUGAGGAAAUUAAAAAACCAGAGUCAGUACCAGAAGAACCAGAGCCAGAAUCAAAGCCACCAGAACCAGAACCAGAACCAGAACCAAAGCCAAAACCCAACAAGAUUGUCUAUGGAGAAAAGUUUGUGAAUGAAGUAAAGAAGGUCCAUUUUGAAAGAAGAGAUGUUAAGAAGCUUCAUCAAGCUUAUCAAAAGCAACCAGAGCCCAUGUCUUUAAAUGUGAAAAAACAACUUCCUCCUGUAACAAAAAGGGCCACUGUUCAUUCAAGUUUCGCUAAAUCUUCUGCAUCUGCAGCUUCAGAUGAUUACCAUAGUUUUCCAGAAAACCAUAGCAGUUUACAGAGUUUUGUGGAUUUGAUAAUGUGGAAAGAGAUAUCAAGAUCAGUUUUCAUCUUUGGAAUUGGAACAUUCACUAUAAUCUCAUCUGCCUAUACUAGAGAUCUCAACAUCAGCUUUAUUUCUGUUCUUUCCUAUAUGGGCCUUGUUUAUCUUGCUGCCACUUUCCUCUUCAGAGCUAUUAUCUGCAGGGGAGUUAUAGACACAGAUUAUAAAAGAUAUGUACUGGGUGAAGAAGAAGCAAUUUGGUUACUAAAACUUGUGCUUCCUUACUUAAAUGAGUUCCUGCUAAAGCUCAAGGCUUUAUUUUCUGGUGAUCCUUCUACUACAAUGAAGCUGGCAGUAUUGCUCUUUGUUUUGGCCAGGUGUGGCAGCUCCAUAACCAUUUGGACAAUGGCGAAAUUGGGAUUUUUUGGGGUGUUCACCGUACCAAAAGUCUGUUCUCUGUAUUCUGCUCAGAUAAGUGCAUACGCUAAAUUUUGGGUUCGACGCUUUCGCGAUGCUUGGGAUUCUUGCUCUCACAAGAAAGCUGUGACCGUGGCGGCCUUUCUUCUUGUAUGGAAUCUAUCGUCUAUCGUCGCUCGCAUUUGGGCAGUGUUCAUGUUGUUUGUGGCCUUUCGAUACUAUCAGCAGACUAUGGUGAUAGAUGAUUGGGUAGAAGAAGAGAGUGCAGAAGAUGAAGAAACGUGGCACGAUCCCAUUGGAGGAAGGAGACAUUGGCAAGUCCCACCAGUGCCACCCACUUUAGUCGACCAUAAUAAACUAAAGAAAAGAUCAUAAAUAUAUAGAAACACAUACAUUGUAUGCCAAUUAUUUAUUUAUUAAUUCGUUUUCUUUUUUUCUUCUUCUUAAUUCUUAUUAUUGUCCUUUGUUUCUUCUAUUCUUUUAAAUCUUUUUUCAUUGUAAAUAUUGGAUAAAUAGUGACAUUUUCCUUGUCCUGCUAUAAUAAUUGAUGCUUACAUUAUUACAUACAAACAAUGUUCAGUAUCAUGAUAUAAUUACAUAUGAAUUAAUUUGCUAU
Cannabis sativa is the source of this 2691-nucleotide messenger RNA. Its product is annotated as reticulon-like protein B21. The record is from RefSeq and is a predicted model, not a curated record. Bases 429 to 2450 code for a protein of 673 amino acids. NCBI's taxonomy places the organism in Eukaryota, Viridiplantae, Streptophyta, Magnoliopsida, Rosales, Cannabaceae. The transcript has 9 exons.